UUUUAUAAAAGAAAGAAUAAUUAAGAAAAGUUUCCACCAUUGACCAAGCCCCGAUGCUGCAGAUCCCAACCACUUUUGGUUUUUGUUGUUGCUGCUUGGUUAUGUGUGUGUCGUUUUAUUAGUCUUGGCUUUUUAUUGUUGGCGUUUGGCUUGUCCGACCGAUAUUGGCACUGGCCAACUUGCCGCGCCGCUUGAAAGUGAUCCAAAUUUGCACAACAAAACGAAACAUAACAAAAAUAGCAUUUCCGUAAAAAACGUCGAGAAAAAAAUGUUAACAACAAAAGCAGCCAUGCAAUAGCCCACAAAACACCGAUUGAGAAACGCAGCGGGAAAUAGAUUCAUCAUCAUCGUCAUCACAUAUUUCAAAUUCGCCGUAUUUCAAAAUCCCAUCCAUUGAUAAAUUUGUUUCCAUUUUUUAUUUUUUUUGUUUUUGUUACAGAAAUUGUUAAAAUUGAAAGUUUUGGGGUCCAUUGAAAAAUUAUUUCCAUAUUUGUCAUUCGUCAUUUUUUUGUUUUUGUUGUUUUGCGUGAGUGUUUCUUCGAUUGUCAUUCGGUUAUAUCAACGUAUUUUGCAACAACAACAACCAGAAAAUCAUAUCGAAACGCAUUUAACAAAAAUUUAUCAUUAUCAACAAUUGAAGAAAAAAAAAAAAAGAAAGAAAACAAUCAAAAUUUGAAUUUUGCAAAAAUUUCCCGUUUCCCCCAAAAAAAAAAUCAAAACCAAAAUUGCAGAUAAAACCUCAACAGCUGAAGAGGAAACAAAGAAAAAUCUUUCGAAAAUCUAAUCAAAGCUUUCCAUUUAUCGCAUGCUGUGUCGUCGCCGUAGCACAUAGAGACUGAAAUGUGAAAAUUGAUUUCCUAAAACAAACAACAACGUACAACAAAACUACCAUAACAUUCCAUUUACAACAACCACAACACAGGGUGGCCAUUUGCCGGCCAUGAACUGAAGAGCGCGAAACUAUGCCAACGUAAUCCAAUAACUAAAUUAAGAAAAAUACCCGCAGUAAGGUGGUAGGAAAUGCCGCACCACCCUCAAGAUAAACGAAAGGGAGACUUGACAUUGAAUUCUUCCACAGAAUUUUCCAUGGAAAUUUUCUCGUAAAGAGAAAAUUACGAAUUUCCCAAGAAUCUUUCCAAAUGUAACUGCCUCGCCUCCUCUAGCGAUAGCGAAAAAAAAAAACAAAACAAAAUAAUUCCAAUUAGAAAAAUAUUUGUAAACUGUAAUUUUAGGCACGUUCCGUGCGAUUUGCUUUAAACGCAACAGCAACAACAACAAAAAAGAAGAGAGAAUUUUUUGUAAUAUGUCAUUGCCUCCUCCAGCUAGCUUUAGGUGGCAGCGUAAACGUGGUCGCUGUAAAAUAGCUUUAACAUGUUACCUAUUAAUAGCCGUUAUGUUGGUGCGGAACGCCCAAGCGGGUGUUAUCAAAAAAAGAGAAAUUCCCUCAGCCACAGGUAUGGAUAUGGGCGAAACAACAGCGGUGACGCCGGCAAAUGUUUUGGUGUCGUCGAUAAGGGCUGCCGCAGCUGACCCUGACAUUGAAGUGGGGGAAUUGAACCGAACACAAGCGCUGCCGACCAAGUUAACUCCCCUGGACUCCCAUGAUAGUGGAAUGCCAACAAAGUUGCAGCCAAUGGGAAGGGGUUUUGGAACGUCUUCUCAAGAGCAAGCAAUGGCCAAUGAAAUAGCCCUGAUUAAGAAUCCUUCCAGCAUUGAUUCCUCGCCGGAAUUUGAAAAGAAAUUGCAGGAGGUUAUGCCUGAAUCCAAUAUUAAAUCCCCUGCCCAGCAAAGUUUAAAUGAAGAAAAUUCCAAUGAAGCCCCACAUCGGGCGCCAGUGGCAACAGAAAAUCCCAUACUCAAGUUAGCCAGCAAUUUGGGGCAGAAUUUCCAAGAAAAAAUCGAGGGGCUAAGUGGCCAGGUUUUACAUUCCCUCAAUGACAUUGGUUCCAGGGAAACGACCCAAGAGAACGCCAAAGAAACCGAUUCCGGAACCAAAAUUGCCAGUUUCAACCCCAGUCUGGCGGAAAAUACCAACUCUGAGAAUAUUAUGGUUCUAACGCCCCAAUCCAAGGAGAAGAGUGAUGAUGUCCAGACGAAAAUUGAAGGAAAGGAUAUGGAUUUGGCUACCCAGGCUAAUCUCUCCAAGGAUGUGGAGGUUAUGACCCUUGGACCAGAUAAUCGUCCAGUUUUCAGUGUUUCUUCUACCCAUGAGAAUUUUGCCAAUUUGGCUGAUACUCAAGAAUCUCACAAGGAAGAAAUGGGAAAUUCUGGGGAUACAUCACAGAAGGCCUUUGCAACUGAAAUUGGAAAGGAUAUCCAGGAGUUUCCUUUGAAAGGUGAUGGAAAUUCCCAAGAAUCUCAAAACGUUGGAGCAACAAAUGAUUUAAAUUCCCAGGAAUCUCUGAGAACUAAAAAUCCUGAAACCAAUUCCGGGAAAAAUAAUGAAAAUCCCCUUGAAUCCCAGAUUUUGAAAGCUGACAAUGAAAUUCCCUCGAAGGAUAAUGGAAAUCCAGCUGGAUCUCCGAAUAAAAUUCCCCAGGAAUCUCAAAAUGGUGACAGAGGAAAUUCCCUACAUUCCCAAGAAUCUCAGGGUGCGCACAACAAAAACUCUCAAGAAUCCCAGAAUAUUUUGAAGGGAAAUGCCCAGGAAAAUCCCAUAAAAAUCCAAGAAAUCUCUAAAAUUGUCCGAGAAAAUCCCACAAAAAUCCAAGAAAUCCCCAAAAAUUCGCAGGAAAAUUCGAAAGAACCCCAAAAUAGUCCGGAAAAUCUCCACUACACAACGACGGCCUCAAAUAUAAAUAAUGAAAAUUCCCCAGUGUCUCAGAUUGCCGGCAUUAAAGAAAAUCCCCAAAAUUCCCAAAACGCCGAGGAAAAAUCCCAGAAUGUUGGGGAAAGUUCAAAUGCUUCUGCCAGCGAGUAUGGAAGUGAUCAACUUUCUCAAAAAGGAAGUACAUUCCAAAAUGCCAAUACAAAUCCACAAAAUUCCGAAAAUAUUCAUAAAAAUCCCCAAGAAUCCCAAAAUUCCAAGGAAAAUCUCCAAACAUCCCCGAUUAUGGGGGGAAAUUCCCAAGAAUCCCCGAAAGCUGAAAAUAUUCAAGAAUCUCAAAAAUCACUGGCCACCACCACCCUUGGACAUUCCCAAGAAUCCCAGAAUACUUCAGAAAAUAAUGACUCUAUGGCAAAGAAUUCCCAAAAUGCCAAUGAAAAUCCCCAAACAUCCCCGCAAAGAGAGGAAAAUGGUCUUGGAAAUUCCCCAAAAUCCCCAAAUGCCAGUGAAAAUCCUCAAGAAUCCCAAAAUGUUUCGGAUUCUCAAAAUGCCAAUGAAAAUCUCCACGCAGCCCAGAAUUCCGGCAACAAUGAAAAUUCCCCCAAUGAGCCAGAAUCCCACAUUACUUUAAAAAUCUCAUCCAAUGCUGAAGGAAAUACCGUGAAUGAGCUGGCAUCCCAGGAAAAUGAGGGGAAUUUGAAGAAUUCGGAAGGGAAAUCUUCCCCGGAAAACUCUGUAAAAGAAAUUGAUGAAAAUGCCAAAAAUAAUGGCAACUCAGGGGAUUUUCUAACCUCAACUAAGCCGGAAGAGGAGACAAAGUCGUUUAAAGUACUGGAGGAUAUACAAAAUCCUGGUAAUCAUAACCUAAAUGAGAUUUCCUCCAAGGAAAGUCUGUUACCAUCAGGGAAAUCAGGGAAGGAAGAAUCGCAUAAUUUGGCUGAAAAAGAUGGCAACCCUGAUGAAAAGUUGGGCCAAAAUGACCUAGGAAAUCAAGAGUUGAAAACUGAGGAAACCACUACAAAAUCUCCCCAUACUUCUGCCAUAGAAAAUAAUCUCCAAAGUAAGACAUCCGAUCUGGAAGCCGUAACAGCUGAUCGCUCGAAUCAAACAGCUGAUUUAGCCAAGACCACAACCCUUCGUGACAAUAGCCUAGAAAGCAAUCACAUUAACGCGGAUCCAGCAGCCAUUACCAAGGGAGAUGAAUCGGUGUUUUCCUCCAAGGUUCUUGCGGGGGAAUCGGGAAAUAAAUUCUUGAAUACCUCGGGGCAUAUUCAGGAUGCCAUGGAUUCAGAUUCCUGGAAAGAGGUUACCAAUGAUUUACCCGAUCGAACCACGGAAAAAGUGCCGGAAGCCAAUCCGAGUCCAAGGCCAAUGGAUAAAGUGGAAUAUGGGCGUUCCAUGUUUGGCAAGGAGGAGGCGGAGGAAGAAUCCACCACUUUACCGGCCCACAUUGCCAAUAAUUUGGAUUUUGAAGAGCUACAGAAAAACUCCUCUUCUCAACGCCCCAAACAGCCCAAGUUUAUCAAUGAAAACUCCUCCAAUGCCCAGCAAAUGAAUUUACCCAAUAAUCCCGAGGUUUGGUCCCUGGCUGGCAUGAAGAAUCCCAACUCGAACUCCAACUUCAAUUUGGAGCUGCCAAAGAUAACCACAACUGAAAAGGGCCUUGCCAUGGCAGAGAAAAGCCAGGAGAUGAGGGAACCAUUUGAGAGUGAAAAAUCCCAGCAGGGUCUCAAUGAAAAAUCUCUGCUGGAUUGGUCGCACAUUAUUACCGACAAAGAUCUGUUGCAGGCCACCACGGAACAAUAUGAGGGCAUGGAGCUUCUGGGUAAUUCCUCGACAAAUAAAAUCAGUGCCAAUUCAGAAAUCUUAUCUAUGGCGGGCGAAGAUGAUAAGGCCGUAAAAAUGGGAGAAACAAAAGAUAACUUGCCAACCCAGGUUGCUGGGGGAGAGGAAUCUGCCACCACGGAAUCAUUUGUUGAGUUUGUAGCAAGUCCCAAAAGUGUUGGCACACAUGAACAGCAACAACAACAACAACCUGACACAAACUUGACUUUAACCCAACAACAACCCGCAAAUACAACAGCUGUUGCCAGUGACGAGCCAGGUGCCGUCAUUACAUUUGAGAACAACCCCAGAGAGCAGAGCUUUAUCAAUCAUAACAACCUAACAUACUCAGAGAGAGAGCCAGUAACUAAGGCAACAGCUGUUAUAACGGAGAGCAGCCAUAGCCAGCCUGAAGUGCAAAAAACAACUGUAGAGUCAAAUGUUAACAGUUUUGUUGAACCAUUCGCGGAGAGUACAACGAUAACGGUACCGACAACGACGCGGAAUUCGGUUUCGGAUGAUUUUGGUUUAAAAGCGAAUAUUACGGAAAAUUCGAAUACGGAGAGUAGUGGAGAGGAAAAUAAUUCCAGGUUCCCAGAGGUUACAACAUAUAAGCCGAAAUUUGUAAUAACAACAAAAACAACUUUAACGGAGACGGCCACAACUUCUCCAGCAAAUGAGGCCGAAUCUGCCACCACGAAAACUAUUCCUCUAGCGGAAGUUAUUGACCAAAAUGGCAUCGACAGUAAUAGUCAUGAUAAUGAAUUACAACAAAAGCAACAGCAGCAGCAAUCGAUAAAUAUUGAAACUACAACAACAAGUUUAGACACAACUACGUUAGCGUCUCAAGAGCCAAGUGCAGAGGUAACAGGGGCGGCGGUGUUGGCGUCGUCAUUCGAGGGGCAAUUUUCAAGUACAAAUAAAACGCAUUUGAAUGAGCAGCUAGCAAAUACUACAACAACAACAACUCAGGCUACAACAACAACAACAACAACAAACACCACAGAUAUUCCAUUUGAGGCGACGACGACGGCGAGUUCGACGACGACAAUAACUGAGGCUAAAGAAAAUACUACGUCAUCCUCCACAGAAGAGAUAAUCAAAAAACCAUUGGAGGAAGCGACAACAACCCCUAGCCCUCAACAAGAAGCCAAAGAAGCAACACAGCCAGGGGAAGCGGGACAGGAAGGGCAGACGAAAAACAAUAGCCAAGAGCAAAUAAAAACAACAACAACAUCCACAGAACAAAACAUAAUAAUUGGGUUACCUUACACGACGACGACGGAGGUCUCAGCAACAAAGGAGGAGGAGAAGGCCACAAGGGAAGAAGAAGCCACAAAGGAGGAGACCACGGGGGAGAAAGAGAAGGAGGAGGAUACGAAGAAGGAAAUUGAAACAACAACAGUUGUACCCAUCCUUGCCACAGAAACACCUGUUGUUGGCCACUCAAACGAGACACACACAACGUCCUCUACACCUGAACUCAAUACAACCCCGGGAGGGGAAGAAGGGGUCACCACAGAAAAAGGGGUAGAAACCUAUUUCAAAUUUCCUCUCAGAGGGGGUAAUCAAAAACCUGCAACAACAACAACAACGCCACUACCAGAAAUAAUCACAACCACCACCACAGCUAUCAAACGGGAAGAGGAAGCAGAAGUGGAGGGUUCCGGUGGGGGAGAGUAUGCGGAAGGUGUGGAACUUACAACCAUGAGUUUACCGGAGAGCACGACAACAACAUCAACCUCGACCUCAACGACGGCAGUGACAGAGGAGACCUUUAUAAGUCUACUAGAUGAUUCAACAACAACUACCACCAGCACCACCACAACAACAACGAGUAUACCCCCCAUAAUAAUAAAAACAACAACAACAACAGCAGCAGAGACAACAACAGAGGCAAGCUCUUCAACGACGACAACAACAACUUUGAAGGGCUUAGAAGAAGAGGUCUAUAAAAUUAUUAGCAACAGUUCCGCAACAGCAGGCAGUCCGACAACAACAACAACAAGUGAAAUUCCUCACACAACUUUAAUAGAUUAUUUAGAAACCACAACAACAACAGCCAUGAUACCCACAACAACUUCCAACAGUACUACCACCACAAUGGUCAUACAAACCGCCAACAUUGGAGGAACUGGUGGCAACUCCUUACCACCCCUGGACACCAUUAUGAUACCCAACGGAGGUGACAACAACAUGUUUACCAAAAACUCCAAUGACAACGGUGAGAUGGAUGUCAAUGUCAUUAUUGCCAUCACGGUUUCGGUAAUUGGUGUUGUUGCCCUAAUCCUACUGGUAGCCUUCCUCUACCUGAUGCGUAAACGUCAAAAACAAACGUCAUACAGUCAACGUUGCCGUCCCGUCAGCCUCGAUGAGUAUGCCAUCGAAAAUGGUUCCAUCGGGGGUGGUAGCAUACGCAAGGGCAGUGCAUUCAGGUCCUCGAAAAGGACAUAUGGCAAUUUGGCCUUUGAUGACCCUUCGAUACGUCACAAUGCUUUGGGCGUCCAUGAUUUGGCGAAAUUUGCCACAGAGAAGUUGAGGAUUUUUGAGGAAUUUCGUGAUGUGCCACAAAUCACGGCGAGAGAUGAUGAGGUGCCACCCGGGGUGGAAGAUAAGAAUAGAUAUGCCAAUGUCCUACCGCUUCCUGAAACUCGUGUCAUCCUACAGCGUCUGAACGAUGAUGAGAAAACGGAAUACAUUAAUGCGAAUUAUGUCAGCGGUCCCAAAGAUUCCCCCAAUUACUACAUAGCCUGUCAGGCCCCGUUGGAGACCACCGUUGAAGAUUUCUGGCGCAUGAUAUGGGAACAACAAUCCCGUGUCAUAAUCCAGGCAACCGACCUCAUCGAAAAUGGCAUUGAAAAAUGUUUCGAAUAUCUACCGCCCUCCGUUACGCUGGAUAAUCACGCAACAUUUGGCGACUUCCAAGUCACGCUACAGAAUCGUGAAGUCAAAGAUAAAUAUGCCAUUUCCACAAUUCUGCUGAAAAAUACCGCCGAAAAUAAUGCCAGCCGAGAGUUGACCCACUACUGGUAUAAAUGGCCAGAGACGGGAGUGCCCGUUGAAGAGGCACCCAUCAUCGCAAUGCUACUGGAGGCUCGUUCUUCUCUCAUUAGUUAUGCCAUCGAACAGGCUAAUGAAGAAAAAGAAAAGAGUUCAGCGCCGGGGGCAGGUAAUACCUUGAGAUCGGCCGAAGAGGGUGGAGCGACAAAUGGCGUCAAAGAUGGAACAAAUUCGAAUGGUAGCAGUAAUGCGGAAAUAAAUGGCAAUAUUUCAAUGGUGCCAAUCAAAAAGACUGCCAGAAAUCAGGGUCCCUUAACUGUCCACUGCUCUCCAGGUACUGGUCGAACGGGUACAAUUAUUGCAUGUGACAUUGCCAUACGCAGCCUGGAGACACCCAAGCGAACCGUUGACAUUCCCCAUAUUGUGUACUAUGUGAGGCGAGGACGAGCCAGUGCUGUGCUGACCAAGGAACAAUACGAAUUUAUCUAUAAAGUGGCCAAUAUGUAUGCGGCGAAAAUAACCAAUCCAAGUAAUUAUAAUUGAAGCGAAGGCGAAAACUGAUGACCAACAACAAAGAGGCCUUGCGAGAGAACAACAACAAACCAAGUAAUUAUAAUUGAGGUGGCGAUAACUGAAAACCAACCAAGAGGCCUUGCGACAACAAUGAUUUGUUAAAAUUCCAUACCAAAAGUGCCUUGAAUUAAAAACAGGAGAAGGAGCAGGGAGUCCACAUACAUCUUCCAUGAUAUUAUGCUGUGAGGAUAUAGUACCCCAGCUGGCCUUGAAGCUACUACCCAGGAGCAGGAAAUCAAACAUCAAAA
Messenger RNA from Musca domestica (house fly), 8412 nucleotides. RefSeq names its product serine-rich adhesin for platelets. The transcript has 6 exons. Gene Ontology annotation, biological process: protein dephosphorylation. Lineage: Eukaryota; Metazoa; Arthropoda; Insecta; Diptera; Muscidae. The record is from RefSeq and is a predicted model, not a curated record. Gene Ontology annotation, molecular function: protein tyrosine phosphatase activity. The coding region runs from base 1304 to 8134 and encodes 2276 amino acids.